Galleria mellonella (greater wax moth) is the source of this 1612-nucleotide messenger RNA. RefSeq names its product vacuolar protein sorting-associated protein 33B-like. The record is from RefSeq and is a predicted model, not a curated record. The transcript has 3 exons. The coding region runs from base 1 to 1056 and encodes 351 amino acids. Gene Ontology annotation, cellular component: CORVET complex; lysosome. Gene Ontology annotation, biological process: intracellular protein transport; vesicle-mediated transport. Lineage: Eukaryota; Metazoa; Arthropoda; Insecta; Lepidoptera; Pyralidae.
AUGCCAAUCCUAGAUACAGGCAACAUGGAAUUGACAAGAUCUACAAAAUGGACCCCAGUUAUUGGGUACAACAGCUCAACAUUAACAGAGUCUAUUUCAUACCAGCCAGCAUUCAGAAAAUACAAAUGUGAAGAAGAUGUUGCUAGCAAAGACCAAAACACAGUGAUGACAUUAGAUAGUUCAAUAGAUAGCCUCUAUGGAGAGAUAAAACACAGACAUUUCUCAGAAGUUCUAAGUGUGUUGAGUUCGAAAGCAAAGCUGUUGAAAAAUGAAGAUAUCAAAGCAUUAGGCAUACAAGAAAUGAAGCACUAUGUCACAACAAAACUGCAACAUGUUGCAUUAUUUAAACAAAAUCUAGUCAACCAUGUAUUAGCUUGCGAAACAAUAAUAUCAGAUAUGAGUAAAAAAUUCGAAAAUCUAAAGUGUACUGAAACAGAAAUGUUAAAUAAUCGAAAUAAAAAGUCAAAUUUUACAUUUGUUGAUGAGAAUUUUGGUACUGAUAUACAUAUUUAUAAUAGUUUGCGGCUAAUGUGUCUUCUUAGUUUGACUCAGGGUUUGUCUUAUGAUGAAUACAAUUCCCUUGUUAGUAAAUAUUUGAUUGCUUUUGGAUACAAGUAUCUCUAUGUGUUCCAUAAUUUGGUUAAUGCUGGCUUGUUGGUACAACCCUCUAGUCCUAAACUUUCCCUUAGUAUUUCCAAUUUAAGUGACAGGCUACCUAAAUGGCAAAGUGGGUUUCAAGUGACCGCCAAUAAAUUGAAGCAGCUGCCUCCUCAGCCAGAUAAGGUUAGCAAGUCAUCUCCGAGUUAUGUCUUCAAUGGUGGAUAUGUUCCACUCACUGCAGUUAUAUGUAACACAGUUUUAACAUCGGAAUCUCUAGCUGAAAUUUUCACUAAAUUAUCAGCAUUGCCAGACCUGAGAGUUGGUGGGGAUAUUCUUGAAAAAUUCAGCAAUGGGAUGGAGACAUUGAAUCAGAAAUUAUCAGACUUAAAACUACAAAGUGACUUGGGAGUAUGGGUGCAAAGAUGCCAAGGGGUUGGCAAAGUUAUUGAAGAGUGAGCCUAAUAUUGGUAACAUAUUUCCUCUAAAACCUAAAAGUGUAUUUGUGUACAUGAUUGGUGGUGUAAAUUAUGCUGAAAUAGCUGCCUGUGAUCUCGUACAGAUUUCAACUGGAAGCAAAAUAUAUAUAGCCAGUGACUGUGUGGCAAGUGGCAGAGAUUUGUUGGUAGCCAACACAUGAAUAUCAUAGAAACAAGUACAGGGAUUAAGAUCUGUUAAUACAUUUUCAAAAUGUAUAUUUUUUUUUUUUUUUUUACAACACAGAUGGCAAACGAGCAUGCGGCUCACCUGAUGGUAAGUGACUACCGCCGCCCCUGGUCACCCACAACACCUACGGCAUUGCAGGUGUGCUGCCGUAUGUGUUAUUAUGUGUGUAAAAUAUUAAAUAAACUCUCCUAUAUUAUUAUACUCAUAAAUGUGAAAGUCUGUAAAGAUGUAUGUUGUUAUGUAUAUGUUAAUCAUGCUUAAACAAUUGUAUAUGUUAUUAAUUUUUAUUUAACGCAGUAAGAUAAUGUUCAAGAAUCUUUUUUAUAUAUUUUAAAAUUUUAUCAAUUUC